Molecule: messenger RNA, 567 nt
Organism: Clonostachys solani
Lineage: Eukaryota; Fungi; Ascomycota; Sordariomycetes; Hypocreales; Bionectriaceae
Source: the annotation of a GenBank genome assembly
AUGCCUCCCGAGCCUGACUGGCUCAAGUACACCGGAUGCACGUCGUUCCGUGAAUUUGCAUUCAUAGCCGCGCGUAAUAACGCUAUCAUGAGAGCUAUCCACCUAUCCCGAGCAACGAAGGUUCACGAGGAACAAAUGAAGAGGGCGUUUGCCCGCUUGAAUGAGGCCAAAGCAGCCACAAAAAGACCCAAAGAUACUACGCGCAGCAUAAACAAUGACGGUAAUUCUGACUUGCUUUAUGACGCCGAUGAUGAAUGUGAAGAAAAAAUAGACGUCUUGGAGUCUGGAGACAAGGAAGGCGAUGAGACGGAUGCCAUAAAAGAAGGCUCAGAUGAAGUUGUGCCAGGCGCUGAAUAUGGCACCGAAGCCGAAUCUCAAAGAGACUCAUCAAAGCCUACGCCAGGAAGCGAGAAUCUCGUGGAGUCAGAAGAGCAAGAGAUUCACGACAUUGGAGGUCGAGGGCCAUUUGCUCUUCAUUCAUCUAACCCAAACAAUUCCACUCCGAGUGACAAUGAGGACGGGGAUAAUGAAGGUUACGAGGCCGGCGAGGACGAAGAAGAAGAAUAA